This is a messenger RNA of Trematomus bernacchii (emerald rockcod), 4460 nucleotides long. It is a transcript of the gene disc1, whose product is annotated as DISC1 scaffold protein. Bases 466 to 3057 code for a protein of 863 amino acids. Gene Ontology annotation, biological process: cilium assembly; neuron migration. The record is from RefSeq and is a predicted model, not a curated record. Gene Ontology annotation, cellular component: centrosome; mitochondrion; microtubule. NCBI's taxonomy places the organism in Eukaryota, Metazoa, Chordata, Actinopteri, Perciformes, Nototheniidae. The transcript is spliced from 14 exons.
GGCUCCUCGCGCUGCUCCAACACGACGCACAACGAAUGGGCGCAGCAGCGAAUAACGGAUUGCAGAUCAACUCAUCGAUGAGACACUUUCACACUCAUUACUUCUGCAUUUCCAACAUUUACCACUGGAUGAUUUUCCAACAACACAUGAAGACCAUUUCUCUCCAGACCGUGUGUUCAAAUACGCAACUGGACCCACUUGUUUGCCGCAGAGGAGACAACGCAUUGGAUCAAUACUUGCGUCAGGAAAUGUUUAUUAUGGACAAAGGAACGCGUGUAAAAAAGCCGGCUUCACAUGUCAUUCCAAAGUUGGGGAGAAAAUAACAGCCUGGGUUCAUUUUUCCACAACGGAAAUGAUAUCAGUCGCAUUGCUUGGCUCCUCUUCUACUAAAACAUGGUCGAUGUAACUCCAUAGUGCCGGGAUCUGACAUUCUCUGCCCACUAACAGCUAGUUGUUAAUGGAAAGAUGUUUGCUGGACUAAUGGGGCUGGGAUGUCACAAUAACUCUCUGCUUCACUGCGAAGUCAUGGAAGGUGGCAGAGCAUCAGGGACAGCCGGCAGCUCCACUCGUAAGAGGCUCCAUCGAAGACCAGGGUACAUGAGAGGAGAGCAGUCCAGACUACAGAGCACUUUUAAUGGGCAGGAGGAGGAGCAGGAAGAGGAGGAAGAGGAGGAAGACGAAGGGAGGACCACUUGCAUGAGGAAUGGGAAAUCUGGGCGUCACACUGCCAUCACUCAGGGGACCAGUGCACAAAGGAUGAGUCUAACCCCUGCUGUCAAAGUGUCUGUAAUAAAUCAGCUUCAGCCUGAUAAAGUCACAUGUGGAUCCUGGAAAAGUACGAGUUUUCUCUGCUCUGGAACUCGUCAUUUCCCCCAUGUGGACUAUAGUGCCAUUAAUGGUACUUCCAGCCAUCGGGCUCCAUCCUCUUUGCCCCAGAAUGAACUCAGUUUUAGCCCGAGCCCAGCACUCCAGUCCUCAGCACAGGACUCCUUUAACUCCAGCUUCAGUUUUAUCCAACAGUCUCUAAACACCAGCCAGAAGACAGAUUCAACCACUGCCACACCACCCAGGGGACCAGAAGCCCUAUAUCAGUCAACUCAUGCACCUAGUUCACCUCAAUCAAAACCAGCAACCUUAUCCAUUGUGCACAAUGUCUCAAAACAGUCAACUCCUUUCCAAUCACUGCCCUCCUCCUCCCCAGGUAGCCAGGCAAAGAGAGAGGAGCUGACAUUAGGCAGUAGGUUUUGGCGGGAGUGUCAGUGGGGUGGCAGGGGGGCUACGCCUGACCAGCUUGAAUGUGACUCCCCAGUUCUGGACAUAGAGAUCAUCUCCUCACUGUCCUUGGACUCAGACACCGCCUCCGCCUCUUCCGUCACUUCAGGUUAUGAGAGCGCUACGCCUGUCUCCGAGCAAGGCUGGGACAACCUGGUGAAGAAGUAUGAGGGUGUGCUGCAAGACUGCCUCCAAAACAACCGCACUCACACUAAGAUUGAGUCCAUGAUGUUAAAGCUGCAGAGGCUCCAGCAGAAAGCCAUUUUGGAUGAUGACUAUGAUGCAGCUGAACGUUUUGGGGAAAAGCUGGAGGAGCUGUGCAGGGAGCGAGGCGCUCUGAAGCUGGGUCUGCCCUCCAGACAGCCCAGCGUGGCUCUGUUCCUGGAGCGGCUCAGACAGGUGGUGCACAGCGCCCUCCAGAGGGCGGACUGCAGUCAAUGCAGGAAGGAUGCAGGGGAGAGGUCAGAAUCAUCACACGGUCCACUGCAUCAAAAAGAUCGCCUGAUCCAGGAGAAACGGCUGAUUGAGGAGGAGAUAGCAGAGCUGCAGUGGAGGCUGACAGAGCUGAGGGACCGCAGCCGAGGCCUGGAGCUGCAGAUCCAGCAGGAGGCGCAGCAGGUGGAGGCCGAGGAGCUGGAGGGCUCCGUGCUGCGGGGCCGCACCGUGGCCCAGCUCCGCGACAUGAGCCGAACCCUGCAGGACCUCGUCACCUCUGAAAACCGCACGCAGAUCACCGUCUCACCUUCAGCCUCCCUACUCAGACUCCAGGAGCAGGAGCAGGCAUUGAAUCUGUCCAUCAAGGAAGCCACUGCUAAAGUGGUCAUGAGUCAGAGGCUGGGCAGCAGCCUGCGGAGGAAAGUAAGCGAGACAGAAACUCAGCUUUUGGCACUGCAUGAAGCCAAACUGGCGGCCAUCUCAGGUAAUGACUUCAGCAGUGCCAAGGAGAUGAAGGCUGAGAUGAAGGCGGUGUACCUUGAGCGGGACAGACUGGAUGCUUUGGCCAAGAGGCUACACAGCCUGAGCUCGGGGAGCAGCCAGGAGCUGGCCAGGAUGAAGGAGCAGCGGCAGCAGUUCAGGCAGGAGCUGGAGCAGAGGGAGGCCCAGCACGAAAGCCGGCUCAAAGAGAACACUACCGAGUACAUCAGGCUUUUGGAGGACAGAUUACAAAGCUGUGGCUGCCCAGGCUUGGAGCGGAUCUGGGAAGCCGACCUGGAAGCGUGUCACCUGUUCCUGCGAGGCCUGCAGCUGCGGACUCCCAGCUGCAGUGGAGGAGACAUGGAAGACCUCCCCACUGCAGAAGUUUAUCCUCCGAACCAGUCGGGCACCAAAGAAGAAGAAGACUGCGCCAUGCUGACUGCGUUGGGAGGGCGCUGGUGUCCCGAGGCUAACCUACAGAACUCAGAGUUCACCAAGAAAUUGGAGGAGUUUUUGUUCUGCAUGGAGGACAUUCACCCAGAGGAUGGGGGCAGUGAGGCUGCAGAUCUGACAGAGCGCUGCGAGCUGAUCAGUGACAGAGUAAUGACCUUGGAAGAUGAAUUGCAGACGGCCAUACUGAACCGGGAUCAGGCCCUCACCCAGUCGUUGGAAAAGGAGGUUCAGGAAGUAAAAGCUACUUUACAAACCAUGCUUGAACAGCUCCAAGAGGAAGAGGAGGAGGAAGGGAAUGAGUUACAAGAUGACGACCUCAUGGAAAACGGGACAGAGGAAGAAGAAGAAGAAGUGGAAGAAGAAGAAGAGGAGGAAGAAGAAGAGGACCAAUACUUCAGUGACAGCUGGGGCAUAUGAAAUGAAUGCUGUGUGUUUUAUGACCACUCACAGACAGACCGGCUCUCCGAGAGUCUGACCUCAGCUUUGCAGAAGGAGUGACCCCACAUCCAUUUACUGCCGAGCCUCACUCAGCCUCACAACCAGCCUCUGGUACUGCUGAAAGUUCCAGAACAAAGCCUUCGAAAGUCUGUAGUCUUUUAUACAUAUAAAACAGGAAAAGCAGGAAGGAUUUUGAUAAAAAUGCAAAAUAUAAGACACUUUAAUGCCAUUUGUUGCCUCAAAGCCAGGUAAAGAGUGCCUUAAGCCACGUGGCGAUUUAUUUUUUAAUUAAGAUGUUUUGAAGACAGGAUCAGCUAUAAUGUGUCAUUUUGUAUUUUCAAUGUUUACUAUAAAAGCAUUUCCAAUUUUAGGUGAUCAUUUUGAUUAAGGGUUUUUCCUUAACAAUCCAAUUGAGUCUCAAAAGUUAGAAAUGAUUAGCCAGCCUUAAAGCGAGACUGUGUAACUUUUGAUCAUACAGAAAAGGCUCAGUAAUGUUAGUUACACAGCAACAAUUCAAAUAUAAGCCAAGACUAGCCACUAUAUGUUACGGAAAAGUUGCAUCAACGAAACCUGUGUAUUGAUUUGAGCAAGGCUGUGGUGCAUUUCUCAUGUUUUUUUUGUUGUCCAAGUAUGAAUUUGUUAUUGCUUCUUUCAAAAAUGACAUUUUAAAAUUGUAUCAAAAUUCGAUAAAAAAAACUGAAGAUACAAAUGUUUUAAAAUAGCCAACUCAAGCUGAAAAAUGAGCAAUCACUCACCAAAACCACCUGUUUUCAUUUGUUUAGGUGGACAACCAAAACGUCUUUUACUGGUAACAGUUGUGCACAUAAACUUAAAUGUAUGCUUCUUUUUUAGGUCAGCUAGGCACUGUGUGUUUUCCGUACGAUUGGACUUCAGUUAAAUGUAAUUUUGUCCAUGAAAUAACUCAUUUGUGGUGCUACAGAAUGUGAGCUAACUUGAACACUUUAUUAUUUUCAUCUUGUUGAAAAUGCAAUAUUUAGAUUUUUCUUCCACCCUGUCUUAAAGCACUGUAUGCUUAAAAGGAUGCUCUGUAUUUCAAAAUACAUCAGUCACAAUAGUGAAAUUGUGACAUAUGCAUGAAGGAUGUAUUGAAGGAUAACAUAUCAGUGGAAGUGCUUGCAACUGCUGUUUCUUUUUCUUAAAUAAUUGUUUUUCUGCCACUGACAAGUGUUUUUAUUUACUUUAUGUCAGCUCAUAAAAGGGUUAUUCAUACCACUGGGUGUCAGUUUACUUUUGCAAGAAACAUUUUCGUAAUUCCACCCAUAAUCAUGUUUUUUUAAUUUACUGUGCAGCUUGCUGUAUCAUAUUUUAUAUUUAUUCCUUACUGCAUCUCACUAAUUAAAGCAUGUACCAUUCCAGACUAA